AGUUGUAACGAACAAGUGUUCCGUGAGACACCUGUCAAAGUUUCGGUAAACAAUUAAAUAUUUCGCAUAUUUGAUCAACCUCUUGUUCCUACUUAUGUGGUGUGUUUUUGGUUAUUUGUGAAUUGUGUUUUACAAAAUACGAAGUUUAAUUUCUCAAAAUGGAUAUGACACCAACUUAUUGGGAGGAAAAUUCGAACAUACAGCCCAUUCAGCGUGUUAAGUUCGAAAGUUGUAAUGCUCAUGACGAAAGUUCCAGAAUGAAAGAAGAAAGGGCAGUUUAUACAUGUUGUGAUACAAAUUUAAAUUUUUCUACAGCUACAUGUAGCGAAGACGAUUGUGAGUAUGGGCCCUAUAAAAAGAAUAAAGUAGCUAGGCAAGAUCCAAUGUCCCAUCGAAUAAUAGAGAAAAGGAGAAGGGAUAGAAUGAACAAUUGUCUCGCCGAUUUGUCACGAUUAAUACCCACAGAAUAUUUGAAAAAAGGUCGAGGGAGGAUCGAGAAGACGGAAAUCAUCGAAAUGGCUAUAAAACAUAUGAAAUAUUUGCAACAGGACCAAGGGAAUCCAACUGAGCACUAUCGGCUAGGAUAUCAAGAAUGUAUGUCGGAAGCGAUGCGAUUCAUGGUAGAAGUAGAAGGGCAUUUUCCACGUGAAGCCAUUUGCGUCAGACUUUUGAAUCAUUUACAAAAGCACGGCGAUUCAAUUUCCCGUGCUGCAUCGUUCAACGGGAACCACCAUUCUUCAUUGUUGACAGAACACAUUGUGCCAGUACCGAACAUACCAGAACCAAUUUCAAAUGACGUAAAUCCCAAGACAGUAGGCUACUCCAUGCCCAAAAUGGAACCCGAACCCAACAACAACAACGGCUCCUACAUAGUAAACCCCAAUAGUCAAAUGGUGACAGAAGCCGAGUACGAGAAACACGCAGACCAUCCAGAAACCCAUGCAAUGUCCUACAAAUAUAAGACCAAUAUCAAACUGAGGUUUAACCAAGACAGUAACGGGGGCACUCAAGAGCCCUCCAAAAUUCAGAAACUAGAAAAUGGAAGAAGAAACUCGUUGACGAGUAUAGAAAAUCAAAGUUCCAGCCAUAGCUCCCCUCCAAGCAGCGAGCCCUGCACACGAAUCUCAGACAGCGACAACACCCACAGAAGAUCUCCUUCGGACAGCACGUCCUCAGUACACAAGCUGGAACCUCCCAGAGCCGAAGUGAUCCAAAGGUACUCCCCCAGCAUCAAAGCGCCGAUUCCAGUAGACACCAAACAAAAUUUUAACGUCCCGAUAUUCGUCCUGCACGCCAAAGGAUCAUAUUACAUACCUCUCACCAUCGAUUAUAAGUCCCUACUUCCGUUCCUGCACAAUUAUGAUUUGUUGGAGAGCAUGCCCAUGCACGUCCUUCAUCCUGUCACUAUAAACGUAAAUUUUUCUCCCAAUUUCAGUGAAGGUAGCAAGUAUAGCGUCAACAAUUGGCAUUAGGCAAAUGAGGAAGUACUAAAAGGCUGUGAUGGUCAGGUUAACUCUUAAGACUGAUGUAAAAAUUAUUACAUAGGCUGUAGAUAACAGGUAGAAGUCUUUAUUUUUAGACCUGAAUAUGUAAACUUUUAUUCGAAGUGGAACCUGAUUGAUAAAUGUUCAUUUUUGUAUAAUGUUAUGACAUAUUACUGUAUAUUUUUGUUUUUGUUUGAAUUUUUCGUUAAAAAUUGGACACAAACAGUGGUCGGACCUCCAUACUGGGUUAAUAUCAUAUAUAAAUUUGCCAGGAAUAUCAGCCUGAAGCCGUAUGUUGCAAUUCUAGUACCCGUAAUGGGGUUAAAAUAAUAUGUCAACGCUUUUAAAAACACAUUUAACAAAGUAUCUUUUGUUUUGACAUAUCUUCGCCAUUAAACGCAAAUUUACAACAUUAGACAGUUUGUUUCUAGAAAAUGCAUCAAUAGAAAAAUUUCAAAAUGCAAAGAUAUCUGCCGCUCUUCAAAUAGAGGCACUACUGGGAAACAUACAC
Messenger RNA from Diabrotica balteata, 1995 nucleotides. Lineage: Eukaryota; Metazoa; Arthropoda; Insecta; Coleoptera; Chrysomelidae. The record is from the annotation of a GenBank genome assembly.